This is a messenger RNA of Oncorhynchus nerka (sockeye salmon), 2714 nucleotides long. RefSeq names its product P2Y purinoceptor 1-like. NCBI's taxonomy places the organism in Eukaryota, Metazoa, Chordata, Actinopteri, Salmoniformes, Salmonidae. The coding region runs from base 117 to 1184 and encodes 355 amino acids. Gene Ontology annotation, molecular function: G protein-coupled ADP receptor activity; ATP binding; A1 adenosine receptor binding. Gene Ontology annotation, biological process: phospholipase C-activating G protein-coupled receptor signaling pathway; platelet activation; relaxation of muscle. The transcript has 2 exons. Gene Ontology annotation, cellular component: plasma membrane. The record is from RefSeq and is a predicted model, not a curated record.
CGGAGGAACAAGGACAUCUGACGCGACAGUCUCAACCGCUCUGAGUUCGGGUGUGUGUAGGCUGUAGGAAUGCGGGAUAGAAGUCAACGUAAAAACACCUGCGUUUCCCUGACAACAUGACAACAACAGAUCUGAACCUGACAUCCCUCCUGAACGUGUCUGAUCUCCACAAGGCAACACAGGGGGGAUGUUCCCUGACCGGGACAGGCUUCCAGUUCUACUAUCUGCCCACCGUGUACAUCCUGGUGUUCGUCACCGGCCUGGUGGGGAACAGUCUGUCCAUCUGGAUGUUUGUCUGCCACAUGAGACCCUGGAGCAGCAUCUCCGUGUACAUGUUUAACCUGGCUCUGGCCGACUUCUGCUACGUCCUCUCCCUGCCCUUCCUCAUCUUCUACUACUUUAAUAAGACCGACUGGAUAUUCGGGGACGUUCUCUGCCGACUGCAGAGGUUUAUAUUCCAUGUCAAUCUGUACGGCAGCAUCCUGUUCCUGACCUGUAUCAGUGUCCACAGGUACACAGGAGUGGUCCACCCGCUCAAGUCUCUGGGAAGGCUCAAGAAGAAGAACGCCGUGCUGACCAGCGCCCUGGUCUGGGUCGUGGUCAUAGCGAGUAUCUCUCCCAUCCUCUACUACUCUAGGACGGGGCAGAAACGGAACGCCACCACGUGCUACGACACGACCACGGAGGAUGAGCUGCCGGGUUACUUUAUCUAUAGCAUGUGUUUGACCGUGUUCGGCUUCUGCAUCCCCUUCAUCAUAAUCCUGGGUUGCUAUGGGAUGAUCGUCAAGGCGCUGAUCUGUAACGACAUGAACAACGGCCCGUUACGGCGUAAGUCCAUCCACCUGGUGAUUAUCGUGCUGGCCGUGUUCGCUGUGUCCUACCUGCCCUUUCACGUGAUGAAGAACCUGAACAUGCGAGCCCGGCUGUACUUCCAGGUCCCGGACAUGUGUGACUUUAAUAACCGGGUGUACGCCACCUACCAGGUGACGCGGGGGCUGGCCAGCCUCAACAGCUGUGUGGACCCGGUCCUUUACUUCCUGGCUGGGGACACGUUCAGGAGGAAGUUGUCCAGAGCUACUAUAAAACAAUCCAAGAAGGGGGAGCUCCCACUGCAGUCUAAGAGUGAAGAGACGGCGCUCAACAGCCUGCCGGAGUAUGUCAAGAACAGAGAUGGACAGUUCUGAGAGAGAUCUCGUUCCUGGUCUUGGUCUCUGGUCCGCGUGGUCCGUCUGAACCUCGUACAGGGGUUUUGUGUGAAAAUGUACUGUGUAUUGGUGCUGUGGACCUCGCAGACUGUGUGCACUGUGGAUAGAACAGUCCGGGCGGGAUUGUGACAAAGCUGACGAUAAAAGUUUGUGUCUCUGUAAUGCUUAUUACUAGCUAGGUAUUUUCUGAAUGUGAACCAAGUGCUCAUCCAUCCAUAACCAGACAUAAGGUGAAGGAUAAUACGUUGAUCUCCUGUAAACAACUGUCCCCUUGUUCCUCUAUCGAACCAAUGCUAAUGUGUUUGUAAUGGAGAGAGAGGGCUCUGCUAGCCACCCAGUGGAUGCUUCAUAAUCACUACCUCUUAGCAGGUAGAGAGUGGUGGCUGAGGCUAGGUGAGACACCAGGGAUGACUGAGAUCUAUUACCAAGAGCCUGGGCCUUAUGCCUGCUCUGUGGAGGUUGACAUACAGAGAUUAUAAUGCACUAUGACUGCUCUGAGUGGCUUUUCUCAGACUGCUACAAAUGAAUUGAACACCAGUACAGUCAGUAUAUCACUGUGGCGUGCGCUGUGUGUCCAUGGUCUAUCUAUUCUACAUAAUAUGAAGGGACUAUACUAGUCUCAUGUGAAUAUGACACUAUACAGUAAUAUACUGUAAUAUACUGUAAAUACAGUAAUAUACUGAUAUAUACAGUAAUAUACUGUAAUGUACUGUAAAUACAGUAAUAUACUGAUAUAUACAGUAAUAUACUGUAAUGUACUGUAAAUACAGUAAUAUACUGAUAUAUACAGUAAUAUACUGUAAUGUACUGAAUGUGUGUUGUAGUUGUACUGUACAGGUUAUGUUGUUAUUGUUUUUUGUUUUUGUUAUUGCAUGAGUCCAGUGUAAUUAUCGGAAGGCAAUUUACCAAUGAAAAAUCACGGCAGACGUUUUCUAUGAAGUGUUGAACUGUUUAUAUGCAGGUGACCAUAUGAUUUAAAUGUAACGUUACUUGAUGUGUAAAACAGCCAUAUUGAGUUUUUGGGGGGGAUUGUUAAACCCAAUGAAAUGUUUUUCACCUCUCAGUGUUCUGUACACAUAACAAUUAAAACUUCAAUCUCUUUAGCCACCUUUAGUAGGUGGAGAAAAUCAACUUAAAACCUGGAACUAUGUAUGUUGUGCUAUGUAUCUCAUUAUCAUCCUAGUUGAGCCAUUUUCUGACUGUUCCUGAUCUGGGCAGCAACUCUAGCAGUUCCACAGAUGUUCAUAGUAUAAUAUUGUAUGUGGAUAGACUGAUAAUAGCAUUAAAUGCACAAGUUACCCCCCCAUCCAUAUUAUUGAGAGAUAUGUAGACCUGAUGAGGAAGUGGAUGAUAUGAUCAUAUCUGCCUUUUAUAGAAAUCUGUGGGACUGCACAUUCGCUGCUCAGGUCAGGGGCCAUGUUGCACACAGUUGCCCUGAAGUUGUACAGCAUUUGGGGGUCAGUUGUGAAUGUGUGAAUAAACGUUUUAUAUAAAACAUGUUAAAAGUUA